GUCAGACUCCAGUCAUGUCGACCCUCCUCAGCACCAUCAGCACCGUCAUCUUUAUGGCUUUUCUACAGAAACUUAACUGACAAUGGAUCUAUUCCGCAGAGGAGAGCUAGGGCUGCUGGGAGGAGGAGGCGAGGGGCUGAGAGAUGAUGUAGGCGUCCCGGGGAUCAGCUGGUCGGCCAAUCGGCUGCCAGAGGACAUGUACCCAGCAUCAGGAUUGGCCCUGGCUGCUGCCUAUCAUGACAUUAAGACCCGGUUGGCAAGUCUGGAAAGGGAGAACAGCAGCAUCAAGAAGAAGCUCAAACACUACGAGGUCAAGUUUCCUGUGAUCGGUGACUUUGGAGAGGAGAGGAUACUCUGCUGUUCCUGUGAGCCCAUCUUCAAGGAUACCAGUGUAAUACAGUCAGAGACCACCAACCUACAGCAGAGGAUCAAUUCGCUAACUCAGGAGCUUCAGAAGAGUAAGGAAAGAGAGGAGAGGUUGGAGGAAGUCAUCCAGGCUUAUGAGAAGAUUCACUUGGAGAAAAGCAAUGUCCAGAGAGACCUAGACAAGAUGACAACUCUGGCAGAGCAGCACAUGGAGAGGAUCUGCAGUCUGGAGUCAGCUCUCAGACAAAGAGAAACUUCCCUUCAGAAACUUAGCGCUCAACUCCGCAGCAAAGAUGCGCAUCAGUCUCAACUCCACGCCAGCCUGAACGUACCAAGAGAAGGUUGUGGGCCCACGCUGCAGAGCUCCCAUAGUCUGGACGCCUUGUCAGACCUGAAGCUGCAGCGCCUGGAGGCUGAGCUGGAGGGGGCGCAGCAGCAGGCCCAGGGGGCCUGUCAGAGGGAGAAGGAGCUAAGGGCCGAGUUUCAGAGGGUGCAGCAGGAGGUGGCCCAGCUACAGGAAGCACAGAGACAGUCACAGGAGCUGUCUCCCCACUGUGAGCACUGUAACGUAGAGUGGAUAAAGAAAGCCGGGGACGAACAGGUGAACCUGGCAUUAGCCUACACUGAGCUAACAGAGGAGUUGGGUCGUGUUCGAAAUUUGGCUGUGAAACAGAGUGAACUUCUGCGACAUGUCUCACAGGAGCCACCUGUCUCUCGUCCUAGCCCUGCACCUCAGCGUCUCUCCCCCACCUCUCCCCAGCACCCCUCACUCUCCCCUGACAGGCUCCUCCCCAACCCCUCUCCUCCCCUUUCCCCAAACGAUGGCCCUGCCUCCUAUUCCCAUCAGCCAACCUGCAGCCGUCUACGUGCAAAGUUCCAGGGUCGCCGUAGUUACUCUGAGGUAUCUGACCCAUCAGGCAUCCACAGGCCUCCAGCUAGGCUGAUGAGAGAUCCAGUCUCCACUCUCCCGAAGCCCAGGCCCCUCCUAGGGGAGAUGCAGGGUUAUGGACAAAACAAACCUCAGCUCCGUACCUCCUUGGUGGGCCUGGUCAGACCGGCCUCGGCUCACGGAGCUGGAGGGGAGAGAGGGGGAGGUGGUGGAGGAGAGAGAGCUGGUGGUAGCAGUCUGAGCAGCAGUCCACAUCAGUCGGCUCUGGACCUAGGCUUCCCUCUGGCCACAGAGAUACAUCACUUUCGUCGCCUUGAUAACCCGCCUGAACCCACCCCACUGGUGACACCACCACAGUCCUCUGAUGAUGAAGAGGAUGUAUGUACAUAUCUAUCGCCGGCUGCCAGCCCGCCUCGGACACUUGGCGCAAUUGGGAUUGGCUCAUCAUCGCCUAGGGAACAGCCUCUACACCCCUCAUUCCCGUCUCCAAGGAAACAGCCCCACCAUCCCUCCUUCUCAUCCCCCGAGGGCCCUGCCACCCUCUCUUGCCAUCUGCCUCCCUAUAUGAACACUGAGCAUGCUCAGUCAUGGCCCUCCAUUAACCUAUGGAUGGAGUCAGAAGAAAGUGCUGUUCGUAGCUGUCCUCUGUGUCAGCUGACCUUCCCAACUGGUUACCCUGAUGACGCUCUCAUCAAACAUAUCGACUCCCACUUGGAGAACAGCAAGAUCUGACUUUUUUCUUUUUCUUUUUCUUCUUUUUUUUUGUUUUUUUAUCAAGCAUUUUAUACCCAUGACCUGAGAUGCGUACCAGACCCAUCUUGAUUGUUUUAUGUUUAGGUUUUAGCUAGGAAUGGUUUGAUGAGCCUGCAUGCUUCUUUCUAUUUUCCCACAAUAGCCACAGUCUUCUGGUACAGGGGUUAGAAGCCUUGCUCAAAGACAUCCCCCUCUGCCCUUCCAUCCAAAUUGUGGAAUCUAACCAGCGACCUUCCCGUAACAAAACAAGUUUUUUUCUUUUGUUUCGUUUUUUCUGUCCCCCAGUCUCAAGAGUUCAUCAUUGCAUUUUCAGGUUGUAAAUCUUUUUAUUUGUUUUUCAUUAAUGACACAUGUACAUUGCCUAACAUGUCUCACAGAGCUCCAUAUCAGUGAUUUUGGAUUAAAUGGUCAAAUGAUUUGUUCAGAAGUGAUAACAAAAUGAAUACCAUAUAGUCAAGAAGACAUAUAGUCAGUUUCCAUUUAUAUGACACAGGCACAAUUGAUAGUUUAAGGAUAGAAUUAUGGAUACAGCAAACAAAUAAGGACAAUUACGAGAGUGAAAGAAACCAAUCUAAAAACCAGUGGAGCUCUAAACCAAACUAUAUAUAAAGUCAAGUGUGAAAUGCUCCGAUGGUAUCAAGUAAUUUAAAGCAACACAAUUGAGUUUUUUAGCCCUCAAAAUAUAUAUCCAAGAUCCUUGUGAUGGUACAUAAACUCACAAUAGGUUGGAUGACACCUCCGUCAUUGCUUGAGAACGUCUGUUUUGCUUGCUCUGACACUAUGCAGUUUCGGGGUUCGGGUAGGAACCCAGACACAAAAAGUACUACCAAAUUUGGCUGCUUUACGGCAUACAUCAUAUCCCCUUCCUCUCUUUAGAGUAGAGUAGCCGAACCGAGGUGAACGAAGUUAGACGUGGUUGGCAAGGCUGAAGCGACAAAGAAAAGGAAGAAGGUGAAAGUGUUGUCCGAGGAGACAAAGAAAAGAAAACAGGAGAGCGAUAAAACAAGAGCUCGAACAAGGAUUAAUAUUGGCCCAGCUUUUACACGCUGGUGAGAGCUGAAAGAGGAGGAGGGAUACCCGACUGAUGGUGACCUGGCGCUGUUACUGCUGUUACCCUCUACUUAAGAGACUCACUGUCUGCAGGUCGGCUG
Molecule: messenger RNA, 3159 nt
Organism: Epinephelus lanceolatus (giant grouper)
Lineage: Eukaryota; Metazoa; Chordata; Actinopteri; Perciformes; Serranidae
Product: TANK-binding kinase 1-binding protein 1-like
Cellular component (GO): cytoplasm
Source: RefSeq, a predicted model, not a curated record